Messenger RNA from Phaeoacremonium minimum UCRPA7, 387 nucleotides. Its product is annotated as putative molybdenum cofactor biosynthesis protein 1 b protein. The coding region runs from base 1 to 387 and encodes 128 amino acids. Gene Ontology annotation, biological process: Mo-molybdopterin cofactor biosynthetic process. The record is from RefSeq and is a predicted model, not a curated record. NCBI's taxonomy places the organism in Eukaryota, Fungi, Ascomycota, Sordariomycetes, Togniniales, Togniniaceae. The transcript is spliced from 2 exons.
AUGAACAGCUGUCUCCGCAAGGACGAGGAUGAUGAGCCGAAACUCACUCAUGUGUCUGCAACUGGUGCCGCCCACAUGGUAUCUAUACAUUCUAAGACACCUACCACUCGCACAGCCAAGGCUGUGUGCACUGUUGUAUUCUCUGACUCCACCGCCCCGCGCCUCAUCCAGGAGAACCAGAUGAAGAAGGGUGACGUCCUGGGAGUUGCACGCAUUGCAGGCAUAAUGGCUGCGAAGCGUACGCCUGACCUGAUCCCUCUGUGCCACCCGAUUGCGCUUUCGCACGUAGUGGCACGCAUUAUGGAAUACUACCUCUUUAUCUUUGAAAACAUUCCGUUUCAUCACAUUGGUCUUGAUCAUGGCGAGUUAAGCAAUGUCAGCCUCUAG